Molecule: messenger RNA, 1429 nt
Organism: Girardinichthys multiradiatus
Lineage: Eukaryota; Metazoa; Chordata; Actinopteri; Cyprinodontiformes; Goodeidae
Product: Poly(U)-specific endoribonuclease-C-like
Exons: 7
Coding region: 132-1004 (290 amino acids)
Molecular function (GO): RNA endonuclease activity
Source: RefSeq, a predicted model, not a curated record
ACGUAAACAUGGGGAGGGGCCGCGCCGUUUUUCAGGCUUGUGAUUGGCUAGUGUAGAAACGUCACGAUUGAAGCCGCUGUCAACUGUUCUUUUCUGAGAAAACAGGAGUUUCUUUUCCGCUAAAAGAAAGCAUGGCUAACAGUGGACAGGCUAACCGGGAGCUGACCGAGGUGCUAAAUCAACUCUGGCACCUGGAUAGUAACCGUCUAAAGCCCGGGACUGAUUACAGAAUCUCCCUUCAAGGGAAGGCGGGUUAUGUGGCUCCGGGCAGUAACUCCGCCAAAGAUCUGGCCAAAGCUCCUCUCUUUGCGUACGUGAAUGAAGAAAAACUAAAGAACAUUAAGACGUAUGCUCAUUUUAUCAGCUUGCUGGACAACUACGAGAUGUCUACAGGCGUGUCAGAGACAGUCACGUCUGAGGAGCUUCAAGAGAAUCGGCUCUUUAUUGAUGCCAUCAUGGAGACUGAGGUCAUGAAGUGUGCUCACAAAUAUCUGGUAAAGAAAGGCCAGUCGCCUGCAGACCUGGGAAAGUUCAAGAGACAGCUGUAUGACACGUGGUUCCGGCUCUACCACAGAGACAGGAGUGGAGGGGAGGAUUCUUGUGGCUUUGAGCACGUUUUUGUUGGAGAGACCAAACAUGGCAAGGAGAUCAUGGGUCUGCACAACUGGGUGCAGUUCUACCUGCAAGAGAAGCACGGCCAUGUGGAUUACAAAGGCUACAAAGCCAGGGACAAAAAAAACACACCUGAUGAGGAUGACCAUGUUCUGAACCUGCAGUUCAGUUGGAAAGGUCUGGUAAAGCCUGUCGGCAGCAGCUUCAUCGGCAUCAGCCCAGAAUUUGAGGUCGCUCUGUUCACCAUCAUCUUCCUCAUGUCGUCUGAGAAGAUGACUUCAGUGGUGGUGAAAGUGGACGAGUACAUGCUGGAGCUGGUGGUCUGUCGUCAUGGCAGCUCUAUUGGUACAUCCUACCCUAAACUGCUCAGCAGCAACAACAGGGAUUUGUAGUCUUACAGCCAUCCUGAAGGAAAUACUGUCAUAUUUCACUCUAAUCAUUAAACAAAGAGUCAGUUGUUUUAUUUACACUAAAGGUCCUGCUUUAAAUCUCUCUUAGCCAGAUGUUGACUGAUAAAGGUGGAUUAAUGUUAAUUAAUCAGAUAUGCUGCCACCUAUUACAGGAUAUGUACAUGUAUUUGUUACAAAAUAGAUAUUCCUCUCAUUUGUGCUCAACUUGUAAGAAUAUUUAAGCCAGAACGGUUAGUUUUUGAAAUACAUUUUUUUGCAAAGAGAUUUUGAAUUUAAUCUACAUUUGUCUGGCAGAUAAUUUCAUUUGAAGUAUUUUAGAAAAUAAUGUAAGUGGAUUAUUUACUACUUGUUAAAUCAACAAAAGCUAAUUUCAUUGUAUAAAUUUUAUCGUGAUUUGGCACCUGUGA